Messenger RNA from Naegleria lovaniensis, 3054 nucleotides. RefSeq lists its product as uncharacterized. The transcript is spliced from 5 exons. Gene Ontology annotation, biological process: DNA replication initiation; mitotic DNA replication checkpoint signaling; mitotic G2 DNA damage checkpoint signaling. The record is from RefSeq and is a predicted model, not a curated record. Bases 1 to 3054 code for a protein of 1017 amino acids. Lineage: Eukaryota; Heterolobosea; Eutetramitea; Acrasida; Naegleriidae.
AUGGAUCGCAAAAUCCGACAAGUUUGCUUUACAGCUUUUAAUUCCGAACGGAAGGUAGAACUUGCCGAAAAAGCAACCAAGCUCGGUUUAAUAGUGGAAUUUAAUUUUGAGACUCGGACUGAUGUUCUUGUUGUUGCCAGAGUCGGAACUGAUAAAUAUCGACAAGCUAUUGCAAAUGAUGUUCCUGUAGUGAAAGAAGAAUGGCUUCUCGAGUCCAUGAAAGAAGGGAAAUUAUUGGAUGUUUCGAAAUUUAUAGCUCCGGCGCUCUAUGGCUGUAAAAUUUGUGCCACUGGCUUCAAAGAGGAAAUGAGGAAUCGCAUAAAGAGAAUGUGUGAAUUGAAUGGAGCAAUAUAUAACCCUGCUCUUAUGGCAGGUUACACACAUCUCAUAGCAAAGAAAAAAGGAUCUGAAAAAUUUGAGUUUGCUCUUCAAAAUGAUAUCAAUAUCGUCACUAGCAAAUGGAUUGAAGAUUCUGUAAAAUUAGAGUAUGCACAAGAUGAAUCUCAUUAUUUUCUACCCUCCCUUACUGACGACGAAAAAGAAAAAUGUAAAGAAAUUUUGGCAAAGUUUCAAUCAAAAUCCGCACUCUCUGAAGGCGAUAUCACCACUCCAACUUCCACCACUAGCACAAAACCUUUCCCUACCUCUGUGCAACCUACACAAGUUAACAAGAACGAUUCAUUGGACACGGCUGAUUUUUCAGCAUCUCAAUUUUCCACAGAAGAUGCUGACAUGUCCUUAUUGAAUGGACUUGUUUUUUACCUGAUAGGGUUUACUCAUUCCAUAACAGAAGUGAGAAAAACAAUUCGAAAUUAUGGAGGAAUUGCCUCUUUUUCUCUGUUACCGACCAUUAAUUAUAUUAUUGUGGAUGAAACAAUGGACACAAAAGACAUGCUUCGUUCUGUAAUGGAAAAAUUAAGCUACGAGCCACCAGUUGUUCCUUCCAAGUGGCUGAGAGACUCCAUUAAAAACAUGGAAAUUCAACCAAUAGAUCUAUACAAAACUAACUUUCAUAAUGACAACAAAACCGACAAUAAUCAUAACGUCGAUGUUACAUCAGCAACAACUACAAAAGCAUCUCCCAUCACAACACAGACUGAUUUUAUUGAGCUUGACAUUUCUGAAGAAGAUUUGGCAGAAGCUCUAAAGUCGCAAACACGAGCCUCGCAACUUGAGAACAAGCAUCAAGACACAGAAAUUAGCAAUAUACCUCCAAUGGCAAACGAAUUGAAGAAUUCUGUGAAAACUUUCUCGAACUACUCGCUCCAACUUUCAGAUCUGUUAUCAAGCACAGAUAAACAACAAGCUAAAAUUAUUAUUGAAAGAAACGGAGGCAAAAUUGUGAAAACAUCACCAGAUUUUAUAAUUUAUCCACAGUCUAGCAAGGCUGCUAGAGACAACAAUCCAAAAAUUAGAACCUUAACAUGGCUCAAAGAUUGUGAAAAUUCAAACUCUGUGAAAAAUGUGAAGGACUCAAUUCUCUACACACCUACAUUUCGCCUUGGGUUCAACAAAAUUCCUUCAAAAGAAGAGGGUGUUGCAACAAUGAAGAACGAAGACGUGGUUGUAGUCAUUUCUGGCUAUCCAGAGGAUAAACCUCUUCUUUCAACAAUUGUUGAAUUGCUUGGAGCUAAAACCAGUGGAGCACUGAGGAAAACUUCAACGAUUUUAGUGUGCGAAGACACUUCUGACAAGUAUAUUUUUGCUGUCAAGAACAACAUUCCAAUUGUAACAAAGUAUUGGUUGAUGGAGAGCUACAAAGCAGGAUACUUUCUUCCGCCCAGUGAUUUUAAACAAGUUAUAUCAGAAAACAAAGAAACAAGCACUUCUACUCUCACGACGAGCACAUCGACCACUGUCAACACUGUGGAUGCAACAACAGCUACAAACAUCAAUACGGCUCCACCUACUUCAGUUGAUACACCCACCCCUUCUAAAAGUGAACAGAAAGAGGUUUGCAAAACAGAAACAACACCAACAAAGAUGGAAAUUUUGACAGAUGAAAACGCACGGGAUACGAUUUCACCCUCUAAACCUCCCACGGUCGCUACACCUGUAAAUAUAACUUCGUUAAGCAAUGUUAAGAGUAAGGUUCUUGACUUGCUACCAAAGAAGAAGUCUAACGUAACCAAUAAGACUGCAGACAUUUUUAGUGAACCCUCAAGUGACACAACGUUUGUGGCAAAGAAAAAUCUAGAAUCUAAUAUAUUUAUUUCCAACGAUCCUAUGGACUCAAACAGCGGAUCAGUGAACAGUGUGAGUGAUUUUGGAGCUGAAUAUGAUCAGAAACUGAAGAAAGAAAAACUGAGCAAACUCGCUCAUUUCAACACGCCCGCUUAUGCCACACAGCUUGAAACUCAAAUUAUUUGUCACGAUUCUGAAAGUCACAAAGAUCUUUGGAAAUCGAGCUAUGACCAAAAAGUAUUUCUCUUGACUUCUGUCUCAGAUAAGGCUACUGUGGCAGCAUGUAUCGAACGGCUUGGUGGAAAAGUAGAAGACACGUAUUCAUCGUCAAUUACACAUCUGAUCAUGGGGAGUCCGUCUACUACUGAAAAAUUCUUUUGUUGUGUUGCAUCAGGAUGUUGGAUAUUGAGACCAGAAUACAUUUCUGCAUCUUAUAAGCAGAAACAGUGGCUUGAAGAAGAACCCUAUCAAUACAAUGACGGUAAAUUAGAUGCAGAGGUGGCUCUUCAUCUUUCAACUGCUAGGAGGAUCAGAGAAACAAAACAACGACCAUUUGCCAAUCUGUGUGUCUAUUUGGCUGAUGAAAGCCCAUCCUAUGCCAACAUUAUUUUGGCUGGAGGAGGUAAAAUCUUGACCAACGUGGACAAUUUGGAACAAGAUUUGUGUACUCACAUUUUUUACACAACGCCAGAAUCGAAAAAACUCAAGAAACUGAGAAAGAUGUAUCCUAACAUUCCUUGCGCGGAAACAUCCAUUAUCAGUUCGUUACUUUCUCCAACUUCUGAAGGAAAGAGACGAGUUGAACCAUCAGCACCUGAAACUGCACCAGAACAACCAGGAACGAAGAAGAGAAAGUUUGUGAAAAAGUAA